Molecule: messenger RNA, 1196 nt
Organism: Dendronephthya gigantea
Lineage: Eukaryota; Metazoa; Cnidaria; Anthozoa; Malacalcyonacea; Nephtheidae
Product: beta-parvin-like
Exons: 14
Coding region: 20-1147 (375 amino acids)
Biological process (GO): actin cytoskeleton organization; establishment or maintenance of cell polarity; substrate adhesion-dependent cell spreading
Cellular component (GO): focal adhesion; actin cytoskeleton; cytoplasm
Molecular function (GO): actin binding
Source: RefSeq, a predicted model, not a curated record
UAAACAACACAAAUAGACCAUGGCUGCGAGCCCUCCUUUACCGAGUCCGAAACCUGGCACGUCAAGUCCAAACGACUCUCUAAAGCGAGAUGCAUCGAAAAAAGAGGGUGUUAAGGGUUGGAUGGGUACCUUAACCCGCCGAAAGAAAACAGAUGAAGUGAAUGCAUUGGAAACUGAAGGAAAGAAUGCAAUUGACACACCCUUGUCGCCUGCAGUUAUUGUACCCAACAGCUUUAAACUAGAGGAGACAGAAGAAAGGUCCAUGGUUGAACCGGCCUCUUUAGAAGAUCCAAAAGUUCAUGAGUUGAAGAAUAACUUACUUGAAUGGAUUAACAGUGAAUUGGCUGAGAAAAGAAUUGUUGUUCGAGAAAUUGAUGAGGAUUUAUAUGAUGGACAAAUACUUUCCAUACUAAUGGAAAAAUUGGCAAAAAUAAAGUUUGAGUUCUCAGAGGUGACUCAGUCUGUAGGGGGACAGAUUGAAAAACUGGAGAUAAUUUUAAACAAAGUGGAACAGCUACUAAGAAUUGAAAAAAGUGAUGCCAAAUGGACAGCAACAAAGAUCCAUAAUAAGGACAUUGUAUCAAUCCUUCACUUGUUGGUUGCAUUAAAAGAACAUUUUUCACCCAAUGAUCCAAUCACCCCCGGAGUAUAUAUGAAAGUUGUCGUUGUGCAGAAACAAGAGGGUUUGCUAAACAGUCGAAGGAUAAAGAUCCAAAUUACAAAGGAUACGGAAGAAGCUGAAUUGGAAAAACAACGUCGAAGAGAGCGAGAUGCAUUUGAUGCAUUGUUUGAAAAUGCUCCAGAAAAAUUAAACGUAGUGAAAAAGUCCUUACAAAAUUUUGUCAAUCGCCAUCUUACAAAACUCAAUCUAGAAGUCAAUGAUAUUGAUACACAGUUUCACGAUGGUGUUCAUCUGAUCUUCCUCAUUGGAUUACUUGAAGGAUAUUUUGUCCCUCUGUACAAAUUUAAAGUCACUCCAUCAGGAUUUGAACAGAAAGUUAAAAAUGUGUCUUUUGCCUUUGAACUGAUGGAUGAAUCAUCUGUUCCAUAUCCAAGAUGUACUGCUGAAGACAUUGUUUCGAAGGAUCUGAAGUCAACAUUAAGAAUUCUAUAUGCUUUAUUUCAAAAGUAUAAAAAUAAUAAAUAGGUUUUUUAAGAGAAGACAAUUACUAUAUAUAUAAAUCUCAAUGUAUAAU